AGCUGCCACCAGAGGCCAAGGCCACAAGCCACCCUGCGGUGCUCUCGUAUCAGGCCUGCGCCUCUGCCCCUGUACCCGCCAGCGGCCUCAUGGCAUUCUGGGUGACCGUGGUCCUUGCUCUUGCCUGCCUCGGUGGCCUCACCGCCCCAGGCCCUGUGCCCGUGUCUUCCACCGUAGCCGUGAGCAUCAAGGAGCUCCUUGGGGAGCUGGUCAACAUCACCCAGGAUCAGAAGACCCCGCUCUGCAACAGCAGCAUGGUGUGGAGCGUGAACCUGACGGCCGGCCUGUGGUACUGCGCAGCCCGGGAGUCGCUGAUCAACGUCUCCAACUGCAGCGCCCUCCAGAGGACCCAGAAGAUACUGAGCGGCCUUUGCCAGCACAAGGCCUCUGCUGGGGUCUCCAGCCUGCGCAGCCCAGACACCAAGAUCGAGGUGGCUGAGUUCGUGAAGAAGCUGCGUAUACACGUCCAGUGUCUUUACCGCCACGGAAAGUUCCACUGAGGCACGGACGGGCGGAGCCAGCGCUCACUUUGCAGACCCUUGGCUCCUUCGGACGUCAGGAGCCCCUGGGGGUGGGGAGAAGAGGGAGGCAGCUGCCCGCGACCGGCCGGCUUGAGCGUGGGAGGGGACCCCGUUGCUCUCCAGCGGCCACGCCCCCAGCACCCUGGCCAGCCGGAGCCCCUGGGCGGGCAGUGCCUUCCCGGAUGCGGCCGGCAGGGGGCGUGCUUCACAGGGGGUGGGCGCUGUUUCCUUGGGUCCUUAUUUAUUAUUGCAUGUUAUUUAAAUGAGUGUUCGUCAGUAUUGGGGUGGGGGAGACUGCGGCAGCCCGGGAGUCCCCAGAAGUGAGGGAGCGUGGGGCGGGUCGCAAGCACUGUACACACAACUCUGCUACCUCACUGGGGGCCGGGCCCUGCAGGUCCUGCCUCCCCAGCCCUCAGCUAAAGCAUAAUUUAUUGUUUAUUCCAAAUAUUUAAAGUUAAGUAUUGAGAAUGUGAGCAGAGAGUUAAUAAUAUAUGGGAGAGCGGGGUGGGGGGUGGGAGUCACUGAAGCGCUGUGUCACUGAUGCUGACCGCGUCAACCUGGAAUAAAAACCGUGACAGAGCCUGGCUGCCUGUGCCUCUUUCUUGGCCCCUGGGGGCGCAAUCUGUGUGCUGGGCUCAGAGGGAGGCAGCUGGCCAGAGCAGGGACAGCCGGCCAAGGGCCCCAGGUCCAGAAGCUGGGGUGAGA
Cavia porcellus (domestic guinea pig) is the source of this 1226-nucleotide messenger RNA. It is a transcript of the gene Il13, whose product is annotated as interleukin 13. Gene Ontology annotation, molecular function: cytokine receptor binding. NCBI's taxonomy places the organism in Eukaryota, Metazoa, Chordata, Mammalia, Rodentia, Caviidae. Gene Ontology annotation, biological process: immune response. The transcript has 4 exons. The record is from RefSeq and is a predicted model, not a curated record. Gene Ontology annotation, cellular component: extracellular region. Bases 90 to 500 code for a protein of 136 amino acids.